CUAGAUCCACACUCAACGACACCACACGCCAUCCGGACCGCUUCUCCUCUCCACGGCGCGAGUACGCCCUCGACACCCUCACCGCGCCGCCCGCGCCGCCAUGACGCAGCUGUUCCACUCAUCAACGAACAACGCCUCAGCCGCCAUGUCAGAAAAGCGCACCUUUUCCGGCAUCCCGCUGUCGUCCAAUAAGCAGGUCAACGGCAGCAACAGCCAGGUCUCCCAGAAGAUCAAGGCCUUCUUCCGCAUCAACAGCAGCAGCAGCGAAAAGGACCGCAAGCCCUCGGAUGAGGGCAGCAGCCUCUCCAUCCCCAAGAACGACUCCAAGUCGUCCUUCCGCCAGUCGCGCUUCAUCCCUCACAUCUCUCGCAACCGCUCCACCACGGUUGCCAGCGAAGGCAACCCGCUCGACGAUGGCGUCUCGCCGACGGCACAUGCCAACCCCUACUUCGUCCACCAGGGCCCGCCGGCCUUGCGCCACCACAACGAGGGCAGCGUGCCUCCCUCGCCGCCCGACACACCACCCAUGCCAAAGAUCAAUGCUGCCAAUGGAGGCGACGACCAAGCUACAACAGCCGGCAAAGAGGAACUGGCCAGGAAACUGCGGAGGGUAGCGUCUGCUCCAAAUGCCCAGGGUCUGUUCUCAAAGGGCAACUCGUCUGAGCGCCCGCAGACUGCAGAACUUGGAAAGCAGCCUCUGGUCCACCACCCAAACACGUCUACACUUAGCAUGGUAGAGACUGCAGUUGAGGACCCAACCCAUCUCAUACCUGCCGAUCCUACCAAAGGCAUACCGUCUCCGGGCCAGAUUCGUAACUCGGUUGCCUUUCGGAGAACCUACAGCUCCAACUCCAUCAAGGUUCGAAAUGUCGAGGUUGGGCCCGGCAGCUUUGACAAGAUCAAGCUGAUCGGGAAGGGCGAUGUGGGCAAAGUCUAUUUGGUGCGGGAGAAGAAAUCAAGCAGGCUCUACGCCAUGAAAGUCUUGAGCAAAAAGGAGAUGAUUAAGCGCAACAAGAUCAAGCGUGCGCUGGCUGAGCAGGAAAUUUUGGCGACCAGCAACCAUCCAUUCAUCGUUACGCUUUAUCACUCGUUCCAGUCAGAGGACCACCUCUAUCUCUGCAUGGAAUAUUGCAGCGGUGGAGAGUUCUUCAGGGCUCUGCAAACCCGACCAAACAAGUGUGUCGAUGAGGACGCAGCUCGGUUCUAUGCAGCUGAAGUAACAGCUGCUCUCGAGUAUCUGCAUCUGAUGGGCUUCAUAUACCGCGACCUGAAGCCAGAAAACAUUCUCCUGCAUCAGUCUGGUCACAUCAUGCUGUCAGAUUUUGACUUGUCAAAGCAAUCGGAUCCUGGAGGCCGUCCAACUAUGAUCGUAGGCCGAAACGGCACAUCCUCCAGCAACCUUCCCACAAUCGACACGAAGUCAUGCAUAGCAAAUUUCAGGACAAAUUCGUUCGUGGGUACCGAGGAAUACAUCGCCCCAGAGGUCAUCAAGGGUUGCGGUCAUACGUCUGCAGUUGAUUGGUGGACCCUUGGCAUCUUGAUCUACGAGAUGCUUUACGGGACAACUCCGUUCAAGGGCAAGAAUCGUAACGCGACUUUUGCAAACAUUCUGCGGGAUGAUGUUCCCUUCGCCGAAGGCUCUGGUGCUCCGACCGUCUCAGGGAAUUGCAAAUCCUUGAUUCGAAAACUACUCAUUAAAGACGAAUUGCGCCGACUUGGGUCUCGAGCCGGUGCUUCCGAUGUCAAGACGCAUCCCUUCUUCCGUGCUACCUCUUGGGCGUUGUUGCGACACAUGAAGCCUCCGAUCGUCCCAAAUCAAGGUCGCGGGAUCGAGACGCCCAACUUCCGGAAUGUGAAGGAAAGCCAAAGCGUUGACAUCGGCGCUGCGAGAACCAAGGGCGUCCCGUUGGAUUCUGGACUUGCUACACCUGGGGGCGAAAUCGCAGAUCCCUUCGAGGAGUUCAACAGUGUCACUCUUCACCACGACGGCGACGAUGGACAUGAUCAUUUCGACGGGGACCAUCUCGAACUGCAACAGUCAAACUCACAUCGAUAGUAUGGGCUGGAAAACUUGUUACAUUUCCUCUGCCGGAUUCGUUUUUGUGUCACAAAAGAGCGCAUUGAUUUGCAUUUUCAAAUUUUUAGGACAGGCGUUCUUAC
This is a messenger RNA of Paraphaeosphaeria sporulosa, 2160 nucleotides long. RefSeq names its product serine/threonine-protein kinase ppk14. Lineage: Eukaryota; Fungi; Ascomycota; Dothideomycetes; Pleosporales; Didymosphaeriaceae. The transcript has 4 exons. The record is from RefSeq and is a predicted model, not a curated record. The coding region runs from base 101 to 2056 and encodes 651 amino acids. Gene Ontology annotation, cellular component: cytoplasm; plasma membrane; nucleus. Gene Ontology annotation, molecular function: ATP binding; protein serine/threonine kinase activity. Gene Ontology annotation, biological process: protein phosphorylation.